AUGCCGGUUGAUUUAGAUAAUUCCUCUACGGUUUCCGGCGAUGCAAGCGUCUCGUCGACCGGAAACCAAAACCCACCUCCGAAAUCCGCCGGGAAGAAGAAACGGAACCUCCCCGGAAUGCCUGAUCCAGACGCGGAAGUGAUAGCUUUGUCACCUAAAACUCUUAUGGCAACAAACCGAUUCGUCUGCGAAAUCUGCAACAAAGGGUUUCAACGCGACCAGAAUCUUCAGCUUCAUCGUCGUGGUCACAAUCUACCAUGGAAACUUCGACAGAGGUCGAGUAAAGAAGUGAGGAAGAAAGUCUACGUUUGUCCAGUGGCAGGCUGUGUUCAUCACGAGCCGUCACGUGCUCUUGGAGAUCUCACUGGAAUCAAGAAACACUUUUGUCGGAAACACGGCGAGAAGAAAUGGAAGUGCGAGAAAUGCUCGAAGAAGUAUGCCGUCCAAUCAGAUUGGAAAGCUCACUCAAAGAUUUGCGGCACCAAGGAGUAUAGAUGCGAUUGUGGAACUCUGUUUUCUAGGAGAGAUAGCUUCAUAACGCACAGAGCUUUCUGCGAUGCGUUGGCUGAAGAGAGUGCGAAGAAUCAUACUCAAAGCAAGAAACUUUAUCCAGAAACAGUCACUAGGAAGAAUCCAGAACCUGAUCAGAAGUCUCCUACCGUCGUUGAUUCUCAUCCGCCCCCUCCUUCUCCGCCGUCGGUUGCUCUAGCUCCGACACCUGCUAUUUCGGCUGAGACCGAGCCUACUAAAAUCGUAACCUCCUCGGUUUUGCCGAUUCGAAGUUCUUCAGAAUCUCCAGAAAACAACGCUCCUGAAGUCAUCAUCGAGGAAGCUCCAAGAACGAUCGGUUUCCAUGUGAGCUUAUCGGGUCUAAGCAAUGAUCAUAGUAACAACAACGGUGCAUACGCAGGCUUGUUUGCAACAUCCACAGCUUCGCCUAGUUUAUAUGCUUCCUCAACUCCUUCCCCAAGCCUAUUCGCACCAUCUUCCUCCAUAGAACCCAUCUCUCUGUGUCUCUCGACGAGUCCUUCUUUGUUCGGACCAACAAUACAAGACCCACCACAUUUCCUAACACCUCUUGCUCCUCAACCCGCAAUGUCAGCAACCGCAUUGCUUCAAAAAGCAGCCCAAAUGGGUUCCACGGGUUCAGGAGGUUCGUUGCUUCGAGGGUUAGGCAUAGUUUCAACCACUUCGUCAUCUAUGGAACUUAGCAAUCACGAUGGAGCUUCCUUAGCUCCUGGUCUUGGACUGGGACUACCUUGUAGCAGUGGUGGUAGCGGCUCGGGUCUGAAAGAGCUCAUGAUGGGUAAUUCUUCAGUGUUUGGUCCGAAACAGACAACACUCGACUUUCUCGGGUUGGGAAGAGCUGUGGGUAAUGGCGGCAAUCCCGGAGGGGGAUUGUCUGCUCUGUUAACUUCGAUCGGAAAUGGCGGUGGGAUCGAUUUGUUUGGGAAUGCGGAGUUUUCAGGCAAAGACAUUAGUAGGAGUUCGUAA
Molecule: messenger RNA, 1494 nt
Organism: Thlaspi arvense
Lineage: Eukaryota; Viridiplantae; Streptophyta; Magnoliopsida; Brassicales; Brassicaceae
Source: the annotation of a GenBank genome assembly